CCGGCGUUCAGUCACAGUUUGGAAUCAUUUUCUUCUCUUAUGCACGCGCGAGAAUUACUCACACCAGACGGAAAAUUGUUUUAUAACUCUUUUAUUUAGUUCUAAAUUGGAUUACAUGCGUAAUGAUUCGAAACAGAACAUAUACAUCAGAAACAUAACAGCAGGCAGUCACAAACUAGUGCGAGCAGACAGUGCUGCCAACUUUGCAUCUGUAGUUAUUCGCAUAAUUUCCAUUAGUAGUCUUGGACUUUUCAUGGCACAUAUCUUGACCAUUCUGGCACCCAGGAAAUGGAAGUGAGAUUAAUGGCCGCCACCCCCGUCCCACCACCACCACCAAUCCCUCCUCCGCCGCCGCCACCACCCCCUCCUGCCCCAGCCUGCAGCUUGACCAGCGUGGACUCCAGCCGCAAACACAGGCUUCGCAACAUCAACUGGGAGCGGAUACCCAAAGAGCGUGUGGAGGGCCGUAAGAGUGUGUGGAGUGGGUCCCUGAAUGAGGACGAUGACUUCCGUAUCGACUUGAACUCUCUAGAUGAGCUCUUUGGACAGAAAGAAGCCGGCAAGCCAGACAGGACCAACAGCUUUCGGCGAGGUUUGAUGCGCUGCAGAUCUCCCCUAGAAACUAGCGUUAACAAAGUUACACUGCUGGACUCAAAACGCAGCAUGAAUGUUGGAAUAUUUCUACGGCAGUUGAAAAUUGCGGCCAAGGAGAUCAUGGAGGAUGUGAGGCAGGGGGCCGGAGAGCGGUAUGGAGCCGAGAAACUGACAGAACUUUGCAAGCUGCUGCCUGAUAACGAAGAGGAGGCUAGGUUAAAAAAGUUCAGUGGUGACCGUAGUUUACUGGCAGAACCAGAUCUAUUCAUGCUGUUGCUGGUGGAGUUACCAAGCUUUCGCAUGCGUCUGGAUGCCAUGAUCCUCCAGCAGGAGUUUGACCCUGCGGUGACCUCUCUCUGUGAGGCGGCCAGAUGUCUGGGGGAGGCAGCUCGAGAGUUGCUGAGCUGCCCUGAGCUUCACUCCAUCCUGCGUCUGGUGCUCAAGGCGGGAAACUAUAUGAAUGCUGGAGGUUAUGCUGGGAAUGCUGCUGGAUUCAGGAUUUCAUCUUUACUCAAACUGGCCGACACCAAAGCCAACAAACCAAGCAUGAACCUCCUGCAUUUUGUUGCCAUGGAGGCUGUGAAGAAGGAUAAAGACUUGCUGAUGUUUCCCAAACGCUUGAGUCACGUCGGUCCAGCUUCAAGGUUAUCAGAAGAGUCUGUGGCAGAGGAUCUAUCACGAUUGCGGAGUAGAGUCGCCAAACUCCGAAUCAGAGCUCAGGCCGACACUGAAAUCGAGCAACAGACGAGAACCUUUCUGGAGGUGGCAGAGGUGAGGCUGAAGGAAGCUACGGGUGAGGUGGAAAUCUUACAAAACACUAGUAAAGCCCUCAUGGAUUUCUUCUGUGAAGAUGAGAAUUCCUUCAAACUAGAGGAGGCCUGUCGUAUCUUCCAGUGCUUCUGCCAGCGAUUCCAAAGAGCCAUGCUGGAGAAUAAAGAACGGGAGCUACAGGAGCAGCGGCGUGUGGCACGCGAGCGUGAGAAUGUGGAAAAGCGUCGUUCCCUUGCCCUGAGCACCGGCCUGGAAGUGGAAAAGCGUCGUUCCCUGGCCCUGUGCACCAGUUUGGAAGAGGAGUGCAAAUCGGACGACCUGGAUCACGCUCUACAGAGAAGCUUAAGUUACACUGGGACCCGUCGCAGUCUCCGCAGACACUCCCAGUACAUCCUCUACUCUGAGGAGAGAAAUAUGAAAUCUGACCAGCAGCAUUUCAACUCGGAGAGUGAAAGCCUUCAUGCUCUUAGUCCUGAAGGAUUUUGUAAAGCUUCAGAGCUAAGGAGACAUUUAUUAUGCAAGAGUGAUGCUGAACAAACUGAACAAGGAAUAAACAUAGAACUAAAAGAAGGUCAGUGUUUGUUCGGCACAGAUUCAACGUGUGGCCUUCAGCGAGGUGCAAUGGCUACACCAAACGGUAUGAAAAGCCAUUCUAUGUUGAAUACAAGGACAAUCCCCAGUGAUAGCACUUUUGUUGCUUUAGGAGAAACAAGUAUCACGUCACAUCAGGAGGGGGUAGCGAAUGUCUCGCAGCUCACAGGACUAUCCUCUAACAUUGUUUUGAAAGUUGAGAAACAAGUUCAAGAAGCCUGUGAAAGGCUGACGCAGAUAGCAACAGAGGCUUCGGAGGACGCUGAGAAGCAGGAUUGUGAGAACGGCAAAGAGACUCCAUCUGAAAGAGGAGUAACGUCACAGACAGAUGCUGAAACCACCACAAGUCUGUUGGGAGAGACUUUGUUGAACGCCUCUUGCCCUGUUGACGCUAGUCCUCCACUUACCCACGAACCUGAGCCCGCUAGUCCAGAUAGAAGCCAUGUUUACCCACGAGUUGGCGAGACACUUGAGUGCCACACCCUAGUAAGGGGCCUCCGCUCAUAUGAGAGCCUUUCGCCUUCUGUAGUGCGCCCUGCAACUAAUCACUGCUCUAAAUGGAAAAAAGAGCGAGAAGCUGAGGAGAGGGAUGGUGCUAGCUCACCACAUGCUAAGGAGAAUUCGCGUACGAUAACAACGCCCACUCGAGGACCAACUAAAAGAGGACUUGUACCUCGCGGAGGGCCUUCGAAUAGUAAUGGCAUUCCAAGGGUGCGCACUAAGGCGGAGCCAACUCCUGCCGAUGGUUUGUCAGCUAGUCACGUAUCGCGUCCUUCCCCUAUUCGUUCCACGUCUGUACGCUCAUCGCUAAUCACACGAUUCAACGCCGUCCAAAACGAACUCAAACAAAGCGUCAGUGCACGACAGAAGGCAGAUGCCCAGUCUUACAUUAAACAAAAGCAUAACGCCAAUGAGACUGUGAACCAGGACAAGGACAAAAGUCGCGAGCCGUUUGUUCGUGGCUCGCCAUUACGCGUGUCCAAACGGCUGGCGCCCAAUUCGGACUCCCAGACGGCCCACGCUAUACAUAGUCCAACCGCUGCUACUACCGCAAAGACAAUUCGCACGGCCAUAAUCAGUGCAGCCAAAGCCAAGACCGCUAAGAGCCCAGAGUCUGCCUUCACCAAGAGCCUGGGUUCCCGAAUCCCAGGCCCUAAAUUUCCCAGACCUGCUGCCCAACCCAUGUGGAGAUAACAUUUGGUUGCUUGAACACUUAGAGUAGCAUGCAUAAGCAUAAAGGAUUGGUUCACCCAAAAAUUACAAUUCUGUAGUUUUACUUGCCAUCUUGUUCUGUAUCCAAAUCUGUAUGUCAGUCUUUAUUCAGUGGAGCGCAAAAUACAUUUCAAAGAAUCUGAAGUGACUGAUCACUCUUUUCCAUGCAGUUAAGACGAUGAGGAUUGAAGCUUUCAAAAAGGAUGCAAGAGUAUCAUAAAAGUAUCAUUAAAGUAGUCUGUAUGACUUGUGCACUUCUGAAGCCAUUCAAAUGAAACCUGAACGAAUCAUUCGUCGGAGUCUGAUCUUUUCAAUGAAAUAGCUGAUCCCGUUCACAAGAAAAGUGUGUCGAGUGAUCCGUUCAACUCAUUGACUUAUUCCAUGGAAAAGAGUGACCAGUAAAUAAUUCAGAAUUCCUCCUUUUGUGUUCCACGGAAUUAACAAAGUUAUAUGGGUUGAGAAUGACGGUCAGUUAAUAAUGUCAUCAUUUACAUCUUUGGGUGAACUAUUCCUUUGAAUAUAUGAUGUAGAAAACCAGUGGACUUCCGAUGGUGGACAUUAAGGUUUUUGUGUGAACUGUCAACUCAAACUGUGUUCUCCUUCCAAAAUGCCACUAAAUAAAGAAGCUAUUCAUUGUGUCCGCUCAGAAUGGACAGUCCACUGUGCACUGUAAUGAAUCCCGGGCAGAAUGACCGCUACAUUCAGAGUUCUCCACUCAUUCAGAAUCUCCACAUUUUCAAGACUUUGAUUCUCAUUAAAGUUGAAACUAUCAGGAGAGACUCAUCCAGUACAGUCUCUUUCUGCAUACUCUACCUCUGAACACUUGAGUGCCCUGUGCAGGUAACAGUGCACCUCAGAAGGGGAAGUUGAACAUGAUUCCUCCGAAAACCUUCUUACAACAACUUUUUAUAUCUAACUUAAAAGCGUUUGCCUUGCAAUGUUUUUGCUAGAAUGUUAGCUCUCUAUCACGAGACAUUUUAUUCAGUGUCGAAGCAAAUAGAUCCUAUAAUAAAUGACUGAAAACUGAACUCUCAUAUAAUACAGUCCUCUGUGGUCUAAUUGACCUUAAAUUGCCCAGGUCAUAUUGACUGUGUAUUUUGCAUUUAGGUACAAAAUAGUGAGUAAAAAUCAACAUGUGAUCAGUUUAAAUGUACAAUACAAGAUCCCAAAGUAAAUAUGGUGAAGCAAAAUGCAUUGCAUUAUGCCCGCAUCUGUACUGGUUGGGUUCCCUCACUUUGAUGCACUUUAAAGAUGAAUGAGUUUCAAUGCUUGCAGAAAUAGUCUCUGUGGUAAUCUGCUGUUUUAUGUGUUUUGUGUUAAAGAAAUGUUAAAUUAACAGAAUUGAAAACAUUGAUGCCCUCUUUAAUAUUUGU
This is a messenger RNA of Xyrauchen texanus (razorback sucker), 4541 nucleotides long. It is a transcript of the gene fhdc2, whose product is annotated as FH2 domain containing 2. Bases 289 to 3150 code for a protein of 953 amino acids. The transcript is spliced from 12 exons. The record is from RefSeq and is a predicted model, not a curated record. NCBI's taxonomy places the organism in Eukaryota, Metazoa, Chordata, Actinopteri, Cypriniformes, Catostomidae.